AUGGAUUACCGAGCAGCUCCUGUAACAGCCGUAGAUUUGAGGCGGCCAUCAACUCCUACUAUACAAUGUCACGGUACGGCGACAAAGCUGGUUAUAUGUCCUGACAACGGUGGCAUUGAGUCGAUAUGUUUUAUUGGUGAUCGAAUACUUUGUACGCACUUGAAUGGUUCUGUUACGAUAGCUGACCCACAUUCAGACUAUACAAGGUAUCGCAUUCCGCUGCUUUGUUCAUAUUUAGCCUUGGAUGAAUCGACGGCAAUAUCGACAUUAUCUCUUGGAGUUGAUCAAAGAUUGUUUUGUGUAUGUAGUAGAGAGAGUACGAUUGCCGUAGGUGCUAUGGAUAGCGUAUAUGUGGUUAAAAAUAAUGCGGUGAUGCAUAAAUUAGUGGUUCCCAGGAAGGAGAAACGCCUCCCAACUAUCGUAUGGAGUUGUUGUUUUUUUAAUGAGACCAUUCUGGCCAGUGGCGAUUCUCGUGGUGUUGUGUCUUUCUGGAAUUUUCAAAAUGGAGCGCUAGUUUCUAGUUUGGAAACCCAUCAGUCCGAAAUACUCUGUUUGGUGCUAUGUGAAGGUCGCAUUCAUGCAGCUGGUGUUGAUCCGAGAAUAAUAAGCAUCAAACACAUAGCAGGAAAUGAUUUUCGUGUUGUGCAGCAGCGCAACGGACCGAUAAGGGAUGUCCGAGCAAUGGCAUGCUUCGACGAUAAGGUCUACGCUGCAGGCGAAGACCACGCUAUUUUCGUUGCAAAGAGCGGCUGUCAAGUUGUGGCGAGCCAGUGGAAUAAGCUGUUGUAUCUUGGAGGCUCACUGGCGAUGUGUCGAGGGCACAAUUUUGUUGAUAUUUGGACGAGCGGAGCUGGCGAGCAGACUACAUCAUCGGGCGAAAUAAUUGUGAAAAGGCAGCCUGUCUAUCUCGCACGAGUUUACUGUCCAGAGAAGAAACCAUUAGUUGCUUGUGACAUGUCGACUGAUGGACGACUCAUAGCUAUUUCGUCUACUGAUUCGACAACGAUUGUUGGGAAUUGUCUGUAUAUAACGACUGGUGAUUUCGAACUAUGGCGUGUCUCUAUCAAAGAUGGUGAAUCCGUGCGGGUAUUGGAACAA
Ostertagia ostertagi is the source of this 1098-nucleotide messenger RNA. The record is from the annotation of a GenBank genome assembly. Lineage: Eukaryota; Metazoa; Nematoda; Chromadorea; Rhabditida; Trichostrongylidae.